This is a messenger RNA of Cylindrotheca closterium, 618 nucleotides long. NCBI's taxonomy places the organism in Eukaryota, Bacillariophyta, Bacillariophyceae, Bacillariales, Bacillariaceae. The record is from the annotation of a GenBank genome assembly.
AUGCCAGUGGAAGAAAAAGAAAGCAACAGAGCCAGCAUCAAACGAAAACAACUCGCAAAAUUACUGUGUUGUCUCAUAUGUUGUUUGGUUCCAGGAGCCAUCAUUUGGGGAGUUGCCAAUCUGCAAGUCCAGGACUUGGAAUAUGCGAAGGGUACCGUGGUCGCAACCACAUAUUGCGGAUACAGUGUCAAAAAAGGCGUGGAUUACAACAAUGGCAAGAGAGAUCACUACAAUAUUACCUUUCGUUUCGAACUGGUAUCGAAUGGGACGACUGUGAAUGCAACCACCGAGGAUUGCACCGGAUCCGUACCAUCGCUUGGAACAGUGGAAACAAUUUUAUACGAUCCAGAAGAUCCAACUGAUAUAGUGCAGAACUCUACUUUUCAGACCUAUCAAGCUGUUGGAAUUGGGUUGGCUGCCUUGGGCUUAGUCUGCAGUUUGGUAUUGGUAACGACAGUCUUGUUGGAGAAUCGUCAUGCUGGUGGAACCAGUAAGCAUUAUUCGGGCACGGCUCCUGGCUCGGACCCAAUUGUACUCCAAUCCCACCGAGCACAAGGCAAUAGGACUGCCACUGGAUACUAUACUGCCAGUGGGGCUGGGGUUGUGGCGGCCAUUUAG